This is a messenger RNA of Aspergillus glaucus CBS 516.65, 1047 nucleotides long. RefSeq lists its product as uncharacterized. Gene Ontology annotation, molecular function: protein kinase activity; ATP binding. NCBI's taxonomy places the organism in Eukaryota, Fungi, Ascomycota, Eurotiomycetes, Eurotiales, Aspergillaceae. The coding region runs from base 1 to 1047 and encodes 348 amino acids. Gene Ontology annotation, biological process: spliceosomal complex assembly; protein phosphorylation; regulation of mRNA processing. The record is from RefSeq and is a predicted model, not a curated record. The transcript has 5 exons.
AUGUCGCCGCCUCUUCGCGUCAAACCGGUCCGGCUCCCUACUUCGAACUCAUCUAUCCCCCAGCAUGAGCUUGUUGAUGAGGAACUCUGGUCGAUUUACGACUACAAACGUUACUACCCCGCUAAACCUGGAGAGAUACUUGAUGGCCAUUACCAAUUGCUCGUGAAGGUCGGCUGGGGAAAACACUCAACAGUAAAGCUCGCGCGAGAUGUCACAAGAUACAAUUGGCAGUCUGAGCGGACAGUGGCACUGAGGAUAAACAAUACCAAAAGCCCUGGAUUCGUCAAUCGUGAGCGUGACAUCGAAAACCACAUCGCACGGCGAAACCUGUCACAUCCUGCCCAUGGGGUCAUCCAAACUUGGAUUGAAAGCUUCAAGGAUGGAUGGCCCAGAGGGGAGCCAUUUAUGCUUGGCAUACGAACCGAUGCGGGAACCGCUCUGGAUCUUCCAGAAACGCUUGGCGUUCUUUCUGAUUUCAUCAAAGAACACACUACCGAAAUUUCCAUGCAAUACAAGACUGAUCCAAUCACCGGCCGGACUAUCUACAGCUGUCACGACGACUUAGGUCCCCUGAACGCGAAGGAGCUGGGGAGCAUGACUACCAAGAUUGUCGACUUCGGCCAGGCGACUUGGCUCGAGAGUGGUAACCCGAAACUGGAAGCAAUUGGCCUCCAUCCCAUACAGCCGGAUCACUGUUGUGCUCCAGAGGUUAUCCUUGGUUGUGGCUGGGACGUCAGCGCUGAUAUUUGGAACUUUGGUGUUCUGUACCAAUGGCCUACGGCUAUUCCAAACGGCGCAGGCAAACUGUGCACCAACGCGCAGGACUUCUACGGUAGACCAUUUUUCAACGAAAAAAGCCAAUUCCUUUAUGAAGAUUUGAUACCCACCCGGACCCUCGAAUCAGCAGUUCCGUCAUCUCUGGAGGAAGAGAAGGAGAGGCUAGUCUUUCUGUCGUUCGUUAGUGGCAUGCUCACUUGGCUUCUGGAAGAGAGGAAGAAGCCUCAUGAGUUGGUGAAGCAACCUUUUCUUGGUUUUGGGCAGCAUUAA